GUAUUUUUAAGCCUUUUCUUAUCCUCUUUUCUUUCUUUCUUUCUUUCUUUCCUUUUUAUUUUUUAUAUGAUCAAUAACUAUACUGUACCUACUCAAGACAGAGACAAUUAUGCUUCUGUAACUACAAAUCAAAUGAUGCCACUCGUGGCACAAUAUACAACACCAGAAUUUACAGAAUCUUCAAUAAAUAACAAUUAUUAUGCACCUCAUAUUACAACUGCACCUGUUGUAAAAAGCCAUCAUCCGAUUUCCGUAUUUACUGUGCCAAUUGGAGCUAUUCCGCAACAACAACAACAACAACAAAUAACUAGCUUAGAUCUCUCAACAACAAACAUGAUGAUGAACUCAAUGGACUUGGAUGAUUAUUUUACAGGCAAUAAUCAUAACCUAUUGAACAUGUAUUCUCCUUCUUCAACAACAACCAAUAAUUCCUCUAAUAUGAUGAUAGAUCAAGCUAUGUCACCUACUUCACCUCAGCCAUUGGAUACAUUAUCCAAUUUUCAUUCACAGUUGGUCAUGACAGAUAAUACUAUGUUGCCUAUCCCUACAGUGCCUCAUCCUAUCCCAUUUCAAGACGACCAAAGCAUGAUGUAUCACCAUCAUUUUCACCAGCCUCAGCCCUACCCAAAUCAUAGACGAACAUUGCCAAGAAGACAUACGGUAUCUACGCCUUAUACAACCACCACUCCCAUCAAACCCAAUAAACCCGAGCCUGUCACUAAAUCACGUAAAUCGUCCUUAAAGGCAAAACGACAUCGAUCCCUUGGUAAAAUAGACAUCUAUGCAUCCACCACACCACCACCUAUGCCUGACCUUUUAUCGGCCAAACUUGAGUUAUGGACGCAUGAACAAUUACUUGAAAGAGUGAUGGAACUCGAAAACGAACGACACCAUAGGAAAGAUGAAAGCGGCCAUUUAAAUACGAAGGCAAAUAAAGUUAGGUCUGCAUCACAAACAGAUACAGAGCUAGAAGAGGAAGAGGAGGAAGAAGAGGAAGAAGAAGAAGUUCAGUUAUGUAAAUGGGAGAACUGUUCAAUUGAAUUCAAGACAUUAGAUGAGUUGAUUAACCAUGUUAAGGCAGAUCAUAUUGGAAGUGGAAAGGCAAACUAUUAUUGUUGCUGGAAAGAGUGUCCUCGUAAUCAAAAGCCAUUUACAAAAAGACAUAAAAUGCAUAAUCACCUUAGGACACAUACAGGUGAAAGACCAUUUGUUUGUCAAGAACCAGACUGUGGAAAGAAGUUUUCUAGACCUGAUUCUUUAACAACACAUGCCAAAAUUCACUCUAAUAUUAGGCCCUAUCUCUGUAAGAAUCCUGAUUGCGGAAAAGCUUAUUAUCAUUUAAGAUCAUUACGUAAACACGAAAGGACCCAUUUACCUACUUCUUCGCCACCUCCCUUACCAACGGUCGUACAUACAACAACUUCACAUCCUGAUGAAUACAUGGUCGCACAGCCCUCUGAAGAAGAAGUCUUUUCUGACUGGGGAAUCUCUGCUCAAGCAGCUGUAUUUGAUGUCAUGAACAGAGAUACCUUCUUAUAAUCUUUUUUUUUUCAUGUAAUAAACUAUACAGAUAACAACAAA
Molecule: messenger RNA, 1581 nt
Organism: Gilbertella persicaria
Lineage: Eukaryota; Fungi; Mucoromycota; Mucoromycetes; Mucorales; Choanephoraceae
Exons: 6
Coding region: 67-1539 (490 amino acids)
Biological process (GO): regulation of transcription by RNA polymerase II
Cellular component (GO): nucleus
Molecular function (GO): DNA-binding transcription factor activity, RNA polymerase II-specific; RNA polymerase II cis-regulatory region sequence-specific DNA binding; zinc ion binding
Source: RefSeq, a predicted model, not a curated record